Messenger RNA from Prunus avium (sweet cherry), 2278 nucleotides. Lineage: Eukaryota; Viridiplantae; Streptophyta; Magnoliopsida; Rosales; Rosaceae. The record is from RefSeq and is a predicted model, not a curated record.
UUUGCACAUAAAUUGUAUGCAUUUCUAUUUUUUUUUCUUUUUUGGUCUCUCAUCAUAUGGCGAGUAGAUGAGCACAAAGAUUAAUUAGUUUUACCUUAAAAAAUCCUCCAAAUGAAAUAUGAAAUCUUUUAUUUAAAGAGUAGCACCCUCCAGCUAGCUAGCCUGGCAGCAAUUAGGCCAUAUUCCAUGGCCUCAGAUAUCAACUUAAAUGUUGGCAUCAAAUUUGAAACCAUAUAUAGAAACAUGGACAACCAGCCAUUACUAGCCAACGUUCACAUACAUUGAAAUACGCGUUGUGGCUAUGGAAACUGUUUUUGGUUACUGCUAGCUACUACUAGAAAAUCUGGCAUGGAAUAUACCAGUGGAAGAUCUCAGUUUGUUGAAGAGAAGAUUGGGUAAGGGAGCGAAAAUGGAGGGAAUAUGCCAGUAUAAUAUUCCUGUUGAUCAGGGAAACAAUCUUGCAUAUAAAUUCUCUAGCCUAUGCAUUCCUUUAACCAUAAACUACUGCUCUCUCUCUCUGUCUCUCUGUGUGUCUCUCUCCAUAAGGUUGAAAGAGCAAAUCCAGAGGAAAAAAGUGUUUGCGAGGGAGAGAUCUAACAAGGCAAGCUAGCCAUGGCCAAGGAACAAUUGCAGGUGCUUAAUGCACUGGACAGUGCAAAAACACAAUGGUAUCAUUUCACCGCAAUUGUGAUUGCUGGAAUGGGCUUCUUCACUGAUGCAUAUGACCUCUUCUGCAUAUCCCUUGUCACCAAAUUGCUUGGCCGCAUAUACUAUCACGUCGAAGGCUCAGCAAAGCCUGGCUCAUUGCCUCCAAAUGUAUCAGCUGCUGUCAAUGGUGUGGCACUUUGUGGCACAUUGGCAGGGCAAGUCUUCUUUGGUUGGCUUGGUGACAAAUUGGGAAGAAAGAAAGUCUAUGGCAUGACUCUUAUGCUUAUGGUCAUCUGCUCCGUUGCUUCCGGGCUCUCCUUUGGGCACACCCCAAAAUCUGUAGUUUCAACGCUUUGCUUCUUCCGUUUCUGGCUUGGGUUUGGCAUUGGUGGUGACUACCCACUCUCGGCCACCAUCAUGUCUGAAUAUGCUAAUAAGAAGACUCGUGGUGCCUUCGUUGCUGCAGUCUUUGCCAUGCAGGGAUUUGGAAUUUUAGCUGGAGGGUUGUUUGCAAUGCUUAUGUCUGCCAUAUUUGAGGCCAAGUUCAAGGCUCCAGCUUAUGAAGUUGAUCCAACUGGUUCAACUGUCCCACAAGCAGACUACCUUUGGAGAAUCAUUUUAAUGGUUGGAGCACUUCCAGCAGCUCUAACCUAUUACUCGCGGUCGAAGAUGCCUGAAACUGCUCGUUACACAGCGCUUGUUGCCAAUAAUGUCAAACAGGCUACUUCAGAUAUGGCAAAAGUUUUGCAGGUUGACAUUGAAGCUGAACCGGUCAAGCCCCAGGAACCUGCUAAAUCGUUUGGUUUGUUCUCUAAGGACUUUAUGCGCCGCCAUGGACUUCACUUGCUUGGAACCACAAGUACAUGGUUCUUGCUUGACAUUGCAUUUUAUAGUCAAAAUCUGUUUCAGAAGGACAUCUUUAGUGCCAUUGGAUGGAUUCCUAGUGCAAAGACUAUGAAUGCCGUUUCAGAGGUUUAUAGAAUAGCAAGGGCACAGACUCUUAUUGCUCUAUGCAGCACUGUGCCCGGUUACUGGUUCACUGUGGCCUUGAUUGAUAAAAUUGGAAGAUUUGCAAUCCAGUUGAUGGGAUUUUUCUUCAUGACAGUGUUCAUGUUUGCCUUGGCCUUUCCUUACAAUUAUUGGACACACAAGGAUCACUUGAUUGGGUUUGUAGUACUCUACUCACUGACUUUCUUCUUUGCAAAUUUUGGACCCAAUGCCACCACAUUCGUGGUUCCGGCUGAGAUUUUCCCGGCUAGACUGCGGUCUACAUGCCACGGCAUAUCUGCAGCAGCGGGAAAGUUAGGGGCAAUGGUGGGUGCAUUUGGCUUUUUGUACUUGGCUCAACCACAGGACAAGACUAAGGCAGAAGCAGGGUUCCCUGCUGGUAUAGGGGUCAAGAAUUCACUCAUUGUGUUGGGUGUGGUCAACUUCUUGGGUUUGUUAUUUACAUUCUUUGUGCCUGAAUCAAAAGGAAAAUCUCUGGAGGAACUUUCAGGUGAGACCAAUGAAGAGCGCAAUUAAGGAAGUAGAAGAUUAAAAGCAGCCGCAGACAAGAAGGGAGUUUCUGUUCUUCUAAAAUACAGAAAUUUUUUAGGAUAUCCUUGUCAAUUUUUUCUAUUAUAGUCUU